Fomitopsis serialis is the source of this 1560-nucleotide messenger RNA. RefSeq lists its product as uncharacterized. Bases 1 to 1560 code for a protein of 519 amino acids. The transcript is spliced from 7 exons. Lineage: Eukaryota; Fungi; Basidiomycota; Agaricomycetes; Polyporales; Fomitopsidaceae. The record is from RefSeq and is a predicted model, not a curated record.
AUGACCACCCGGCAAGAAGCUAUCGCGAUCCUCAUCCUCAUCGGAAACGCUGCACGUAGGCUCAUACCUCAACCUCUAUACCUCUACCCCGUUCUCAUCACUCUCCCCAUCAUCUGUUGCGCCGACUCGGGCGCCUUCAACGUGACCCCGCGUCCGUCUAGCGGCUUCGGCAGGCUGUUCAAUGCGAAGUGCUUCCCUCCGGCUACCUCACCAGGAUUGUCUUCGCUCCCUGCAGUUCCUCCGCGCACCGGUGAAGAUGAAGAAACCACAGUGCCGUGUACCCAGGCAAGUCCGGCUCUUAUCCCCGCAUUGAAAGACGGGGAAUCGGCAGAGCCCGGCGGAAGGCACCACGUCUGCCGCCUGCUGUCCUCGCCCUCUACCGGCAGCAGUCAUGCGGCUGAUCGAGGACAGGGGGCUGACAUCGUGGGGCGUACGCAGAACACGGUGAAGUACUCGAUGGAGGACGCUGCGGAGGAGGACGUGAACGAGGACGGCGCGCAACCCGCGAGGGAUAGCGUGUACGAGCAGCAGGGCGGACACGCGCGAACCACAUUGGCAAUACUUCCGGCGAAGGCGCUUUCGACUUUUGUCUUCCUCGUGGCACAUAACCCUGCUAGCGGCUACUUCGCGACCAAGACGGACGAUUGUGAAGGACCAGGUCGUGAACGUCAAGGCGGGGCGUAUGACCUCAUGGAGCAGGACCAGUCGUCGUUUGUCGUCAAGCGCUGCUUGGCCUUUCAGGGCAAGGAGAACCUCUGUCUCGUUAUGGAGACCAUCGGGCAGGUGCCGUACACGCAUUGGGUUGGUGUAGGCGCGCGCUCCCAAGUCCUGCAAGGCGAGCAGGGCGUCGCCGACCUCCCUGGCGAGCAACGUCGUCGACGACAGAUGUGCAGCUCCUUGGUUGGAGUGCUAACGCCACGCUUGCUCGCACCGGUGACGAGGCGAGCCGUGAGAGCCUCGGGCUCGGCGAGCGUCGGGCAGGGAAGGGCGCUGCGGUGGAGGGGGCUUGCAUGUGAGCGGGAAGGUGAAGAAGGGCAUCGCUGUACGACGAGCGGUGGUGCACAGACGAUCGUGGAGGGCGGGAAGGUGGGCACGCAGAAGCCGGAGCAACGGCAGGCAGCAGCGAGCUUAUCUGCUAGCUGGGAGGAUGCGAGCGUGGACGAUACUCCGAAGGAUGGAGGCACGCAGGAGGAGGAUGAAGAGGAGGGCGGGGAGACGCACAAUCCUGCGUUCGCGAUCCGCUGGGCCCAUUUCACUGGCGAUACCUUAAUGUGGUAUGAAGCAAGGAUCCCGGGCCCCGAUAUUGAACCGUUCGAGGAGUUCGCCACCUGCUUCCUCAUGAACUACGGAUUUGCCCCGCGCGACACUGGCGCCGAUGAUGCAAUCGACACGUAUGAGAUCGCGCACAUCUACAACCGAUUCGAAGAUUGUAUUUUGUGGGGUUCUUUCGAGGACGACACGACAUGGGCCCACGUUCGCGAAGCCUACUGGAGGAUCUUCGCUUUCUCCGUAGCCGCACACUAUAUGAUCGCGGUCCUUAAGAUUCUCGUAGCGAUGUAG